AAUGAAUAAACUUUGAUAUUCUGAUAGUUAUCAUUCUGAUUUUGAUCAUUCAGAGCGCUGGACGAGGAGGAGCGCACAGCUGACCAUACUCGCAGACAGCGUCAGACGAUUUGGCGUAUCCAUAGCAACCAUAGAUAGCAACCAAUGUGGCUAGCUACAUAUACUUUUCAGAAGAAUGGCGACACCAAGAGAGCAAGAGGCUGCAGAUUAUCUUCGGAAACACAAAAUUAUCGAACUCAUGGAUAAUUUAACAAGCAUGCUCUUCUUUUACAGACCAGAGAGACCAAACGAGUUUCUGAUCACACAGCUUGAACAACUGAGAGUAUCCAAAAUGCGGUCACUGGAUUGCCCAAGCCUGUUCAACGACACAAACCUGGAUGCCGUUUUGGGCAUCUUGGACCCUACCAACCAAGGGCACAUCACUUUUGUUCAGUACAAGGAGGCACUAACCACUUUGGGGAUUGAGAAAUUUAAUGAGUGUCCUGAAGGUGUGGCCAAGGACAAGAUAUCUCAGGAAACCUUCAAGAGAGAGGCGAAGGAGGGCUUACAGAGAAGCUCAGCAACAUUUAUAUCUAAAUAAAAUUGGAGAUCUCUGUCCCAUCACACUGAGUGUGUGAUAUUGUGACUGACAUGUCUAUGAUGCCUAUAUGAACUCUUCAUAAUAAUGAAAGUAAUGGUCAAAUUGGAUUAGUUAUACAGUCAGAUGUGUGUUGUCUGGACCCAGUAUGGUCACAGUCUUGAAUGCACUGUGUCUCGGCUUGUCCACCAUACAUCAAUGGGCAUGCACCCGUUCCAAAAGUCCUACACAAAUCCAAGUACAUGUUAUUAUAUGUUAGCUAAGCAACGCUUCAGUUUUGAAAAUAUUCAUUUUACUGGCUAUCAAGAGGUUUUAUGUGUACACUAUUGUUUUGUGUUUACAGUAAGCAACUGUUUGCAAUUUGUUUACUUUUGCAAUAUAUUGUGAAACGUUGACAUCUUGAACACCCCCAGGGUGGAUGAAGGGGCGUGGUGUUGGUGGUGUCAUGGCGUCCACGAAGCUACAAUUUCUCUUGAGCCGAGUGUGAAUUAAAUGUCCUUUCAUUUCUUAAAAUAAACACCAACAUUUGAA
This is a messenger RNA of Salmo salar (Atlantic salmon), 1108 nucleotides long. RefSeq names its product EF-hand calcium binding domain 10 (gene efcab10). NCBI's taxonomy places the organism in Eukaryota, Metazoa, Chordata, Actinopteri, Salmoniformes, Salmonidae. The record is from RefSeq and is a predicted model, not a curated record.